AAAAAAAAAAGAGAACUGUAGUUGAUUGCCCUCCAUAAUUUCUCCUUCUCUCUGUCUCUCAUGGGAUCUCACUGCGACCUAUACCUCCUAUUUGUGCUUCUGAUUUCAGUUGUCUUACUACCAACUCCUCUACUUUCUUCUUGUAACUUUCCGUUUGUCGUCAACUUCGGCGACUCCAAUUCCGACACCGGGGGCCUCUCUGCAGCAUUCGGACAAGCUCCUCCUCCAAAUGGAGAGACUUAUUUUCGCUCCCCCGCCGGACGCUUCUCCGAUGGGCGAUUGAUAAUUGAUUUUAUAGCGGAAAGUUUAGGGUUGCCGCAUCUGAGUGCGUAUCUGGACUCAAUUGGAUCGAACUUCAGUCACGGAGCCAAUUUUGCGACGGCUGGAUCAACCAUUAGACCCCAAAACACCACUAUUGCUCAAAGCGGGUACAGUCCGAUCUCAGUAGACGUGCAGUUCGUUCAAUUCUCAGAUUUCCAUAGAAGAUCUCAAAUAUUUCGGAAUCAAGGGAAGGUGUUCGACGAAUUGUUACCGAGAGAAGAUUAUUUCUCGCGAGCUUUGUACACCUUUGACAUUGGCCAAAACGAUCUCACUGCUGGUUACAAGCUCAACAUGACUACUGAACAAGUCAUGGCUUACGUUCCUGACUUGCUUCACCAACUCUCCAUUGUCAUCAAGAAUGUGUAUGCUGAAGGAGGAACAUCUUUUUGGAUACAUAAUACAGGCCCAGUGGGCUGUUACCCGUAUGUGUUGGACCGUUUUUAUGUUACUGCAGCCCAAAUAGAUAAAUUUGGGUGCGCCAGCCCGUUGAACGAGGUGGCCCAGUAUUUCAACAACAGAUUAAAAGAGGCCUUGGUCCAACUGAGGAAAGAUCUUCACAUGGCUGCGAUCACCUACGUUGACGUCUACAUCGCCAAGUAUACUCUCAUCAGCCAAGCAAAAAGAUUUGGGUUUGAGAGACCUCUUAUUGCUUGUUGUGGUCAUGGGGGCAAGGAUAACUACAACAGGUAUGUAAAAUGUGGUGGUAAGAUUACCAAAGAUGGGAAGGACAUUUUAAUUACAAGAUCAUGUAAAGAUCCAUCGACUCGAAUUAUUUGGGACGGGACCCAUUUCACAGAGGCAGCUAACAAGUGGGUAUUCAAUCAAAUUGUUAAUGGGUCGUAUUCCAAUCCUCCAAGCCCAUUGAAAAUGGCCUGUCAAACAAUGUUUGGAACAUUUUGAACGAAUCUUCGAGGGAUGUAUUUUUGCUA
Molecule: messenger RNA, 1250 nt
Organism: Tripterygium wilfordii
Lineage: Eukaryota; Viridiplantae; Streptophyta; Magnoliopsida; Celastrales; Celastraceae
Product: GDSL esterase/lipase At3g26430-like
Exons: 5
Coding region: 61-1221 (386 amino acids)
Molecular function (GO): hydrolase activity, acting on ester bonds
Source: RefSeq, a predicted model, not a curated record